Messenger RNA from Cucurbitaria berberidis CBS 394.84, 7699 nucleotides. RefSeq lists its product as uncharacterized. Lineage: Eukaryota; Fungi; Ascomycota; Dothideomycetes; Pleosporales; Cucurbitariaceae. The coding region runs from base 335 to 7351 and encodes 2338 amino acids. The transcript is spliced from 2 exons. The record is from RefSeq and is a predicted model, not a curated record.
GCCCGGGCGACGGCUGAGUUGGCAGUCGCGAUCGUCAUGUCAUUGGUGGCCUGUGCCUUCCCAAAACAAUAACACUGGGCUAAGCUAUCAACAGCCCCCCAGCCGCCACCCUGCACUCCGGCUUCUCAUCUCAACACACCAUCACAGUCACGAUAUCACGAACUAUAAUAUACCCCGGCGCGCUGGCUCGCUGACUGAAGCUGUGCAACACUCGACCUCGCCCUGCUAUUACUGUCCACUCUACUUGGAGACGACGCGCCUAGUCUUCGGCUCGAAUCUGCUCUUCAUUCCAAGCCUACCAUUUUGGGUUGCACAUUAAACCAAACCACACAAGAUGCCUUCCACAGACAGGGAAGACUCCCGGGACCGGGAACUCGUCAGGCACUCACAUUCUUUCGAUUCGAGAAUGAUUCCCAUGUGGGACAGCUCUGACCCUGACAGGGCACCUCCACCACUCCCAUUGAAUCCGGGCUCCCCUAACCUCACUACUCGCCCAAACACCUCAGCAGCUAUCAUGCAGGCCGCCAAAGCCCUCGAAGAGAGGGCGCGAGAGAGCUUACCGGCAAGCUCCUACACGACUAAUCCAAUGCCACAAAAGUCACCUGAGCGAUCUCUGAUCAAAGGCACACAGCACAAGCGCAUGCAGUCGCUACAACCCGGCAGCGUCCGUGAUCUUCGCAGUUAUCUCGACACACGGUCACCAGACCGAUCUCCAGAGCGCUCCCCAGAACGACCUAGCACGAGAGGUGGUACUCCCGCGCGCGAUCUGGAUAGAGAUUAUUUCGGUAGAGAGGCCGACUCGAGCCCUACACGAAUGACUACCCCGACCCCAGCAACUCGCCUCGAGUUCAAGGACACUCCCGCGCUGCGGCCCAGCCAUCGGUCUAUUCUUGGGGAGAACACCCCGCCGUCUGCGACCAUGAUGGCCCUGCAGAAUAUGACGAUCCCUCCACACAUGCUUGACCCACCACUAUCAAAUGUCAACAACUCAUCUGCACGAUCCCCCCCACCCGCGGGGCAAUCAUUGGACUCCAUUUCAACCCAACUCCUCAGCAUAAACACAAUCGUGUCCAGUUUGCAAAAGGACAUGUCGCAACUAAGUCGCCGCAGCAAAGACAACGCUACCGAUCUCAUUAGCUUGAAAGAGGCCACCAACACACGAGAUGAGGAUAUCCGCAAGUCGCUCAAGGACCUCUUAAUCACAAUGUCUCAGAAGCAACAGGCUGCUGCGGCUGCAGCUGCCGCACAGGGCGACGCCUCCCGUUCCAGCAGCCUGAACCUCCAAGACCCUCACAUGACUCCCACCAAACAGUUCACCUUCCCACGGAUGCCAUCACCCAGUGGCUGGGCAGACGAGCGUGUUGGUAGCCCUAACCCGUACUCUGUCGAGGGCGCAGCGAGUGUGGCAAUGCUGGAGAAGAUUAUUCGCGAGAUGGUAACCAAGGAUGGCCAGGAACGCUUGAUCGCUAGUCUACAGAAGCUCGUGGACAAGGCAACCGGAGACACCGCUAAGAAGGUGACUGAAUUGGUCGAGUUUGUCAAGCAAGGCUCCACCGGCAGCACCUUCGUAUCUCCUGUGGCACCAGGAUUAGCAUCUUUCCAGACCCCUCCAGGAGCGGGCGCCCUUACACGAACGAUGUCGGAAGCAUUUUCAGUCAACAAUGCUGCCGACAGCAACAAGGCCUAUGCUAGCCCAAAGGCUGCCGACUUCGUCAGCGAUGAGAUGUUGAAGUUCUUGCGUAAGAUCAAAGACAGCGUUGCCGAGUCUGGAUGCGUUACUAUGGCCACCAAAACGCUGGUCCAGGAUCUACGAGGCGAAGUUCUUGGAAUGGGACGCGAACUAGCUCGUAAGGUCGAAGCCGCAGAGCAGUCAAGAUCAAUCGAACCUGGCGCUGGCUCAGAUCAGGCAAACCAGGAAAUCAACGCCAUUGUCCAGGAGGGCCUAGCAAGCCUUAAGGAGCACAUGGAUAAGGUCAUGCGUGACAGGAGACGACAAUCCGUCUCAUCCAUCGUCACGCGUAACACUGUCGACAGCACCGAAGUUUACGACGUAGUCAAGCAAACAUUGGCAGAACGUGGACUGGACCAAUACUCUACCCAAGGCGCAUCUCUGGACAAGGAAGCAAUCAUAAGUGCGGUGCGAGAGGCAUAUGACAACGUCGAGAUGAAGCCGAAUGUCGAGAUCCAACAGUUUGGUCUGGAAAGGGAUGAGAUUCUGCAAUGCCUUCGUGAAGGGCUCCAAGAUUUCAACGGUUCCGGUGCUGUCACCAAGGAGGAGAUUGAGGAGAUUAUACACGAUUCGCUGCAGCAAAUGCGACUCCCGCCACCAAUCAACGAGGCUCACGAGAUACGUGAAGAGAUCCUGAUGACUGUUCGCGAAUGCCUGGAGGACCUAAAACCAUCUCUUGCAUCUAACCAUGCUUCAUCUGACGGCAUGUCCAAAGAACUGCUUGUCUCCGUCAUCAAGGAGGCUCUCAUUGAACAUCAACCGAACUUGGAGGUAGAUAUUCCUCCAGAGGCCAUUUAUGAUGCUGUUUUAGCAGGCCUCGAAUCAUCCAGGCCUCAAAUCGAAGCUCAGAAUGGCGCAGUUAUGCAGCGUCUCCAAGCAUUGGUCGACGACAUGCAUUCCGAGUUCAAAGCCUACUCCUCAGCAAACGGCCGCGAUACCGAACAAGUUCUGGAUGCCCUUCGAGAUGGACUUGAUAAUGUCCGCGCUGAGAUCCAAGCAUCCACUUCCCAGAACCGAGAUCUUCCACAGAGCGAAGAGAUUGUGGAUAAUAUUAGGGCCGAGCUUGAGAAGCUUCGUGAGAAUAUCGAAGGGUAUGUUGCAGAAGGACCUCGUGGAGAUCAGGCGUGGAACCGAGGAGAUAUGGUGUCAUACAUCAAGUCUGAGUUCGAACAUCUGCAUGAGGAGUUGACGUCACAAUUCCUGCCAACCGCUCAGGAUAAAGAGGAACUCCUUGCCGCCAUCAACACCGGAUUCGACGAAAUGAAAUCGCAAGUUGCGCUCCGCGAUGACGCUCCUGAAUCCAGCGAGGAGAUCAAUGAAGCCAUGAAGCACGAAUUUGACCAACUCAAAGAGGUCCUCUUGGGCGACACCGCUUCGAACAAGAAUGAUGUCUUUGAGGUGCUUCAAGCUGGUUUCGACGGACUCCAUGUCCUCGUUGGCGAAAAGGGAAGCUCAAGUUCGUCCAGUGAAGAGGUCUUGUUGUCGAUCAAGGAGGAAUUUGAGCAUCUGCGCGAAACCCUGGGCGGAUCCCUUGUCCGGUCCGGUGGAGAAACUGGUCAGGACGACAUGAUUGACGCGGUGCGGGAAAUGAUUGACGGAUUACGGUCUUCGCAAGAUUCCGCCUCGAAGGCAAACGUCGCUUUGAUACAGGUCGAAUUGGAGGCUCUAAAAGACUCGUUUGGUAAUGCCCUCGUUCCAACCUCAGGCGACGAGAAGACCAAGCUAUUGGAGGCAGUCGCAGCAGGUCUGGAGGAUGUGAAGAUGAGCUUGAAGUCUGCCGGCGUAAGCGACGAACUUCUGGAAGCUUUCCGUGGUGAACUCGAGCAUCUACGUCAUUCAGAUGGUCUGACUAGACAACACUCACGCGCCGAUACCGAAGAAGUCCUGGAGGCUGUCCGCCUUGGCCUCGAUGACCUACGGUCGCACAUGGAGAAAAAGCUGGAUAGCCCUGACCGCCAAAUGUCUGCCACUGGCGAAAUCAUUGACGCUAUGAACGAUGGCCUCGAAGGGUUGCGGGCAGAUGUCACCCGACUGUCCGACAAACCGGUAGACAUGACAGUUUCCUACGAGAUCCUGGACACGCUCAAGGAGGGUUUGGCUGCCUUGCGCGAGGACGUUGCCCAGCUCAAGUUCGGAACUCAGGACAUGGGUGCUAAUGCUAACGAAGAUGCUCCUCCGACUGGAAAUGAAGUCGUCCUUGCCGAAGAUUUACAACACGUACAAGAAACCUCUCGUGAAGUAGUUGAAGAAACCACCGAGGAACCUGUUCAGGAAACCUCGCAACCGCACGACAUUGCCAGAAUGGAGCUCAUCUUAACUCAGAUCCAAGACAAAGUGGAAGCCAUGGACGCCAACAUUCAGAGCCCGAACCUAGCGCCAGAGCUCGUUGUUCCCGCUGGUUCGGCGAUGAAGGAAGAUCUUGCCGUUAUCGAGGAGCUGCUCAAGGACGUCCAGGCUGCUGUUCUGGUCUUGCAGGACCGCGAAAUGCCACCGCCGACUCUAGAGGGCAUCGCCAGGAAGGAGGACACUGAUGCCAUUGAGACACUUCUUGCAAACACCAAGGCUAAAAUCGAGGAGAUCAUCCUUCCCGACCCCGAGACAAUGGUUACAAAGGAGAACCUAGACGAUGUCGAGCUAGUCGUACGAACCACGUCGGAGGCAUUAGAGGCUCUCGCGAAGAAGAUUGAAGACGAAGGAGCUACAAAGGCUGACGUCACCGUGGUCCAGGUGAUUGCCGAUGACAUUAAGCUGGCCUUGGACGAAAUGAAAGCCGCAAAACCCGAUGACGAAGAUGAUCCCAAAGCCACCAAAGCGGAUAUAGACGCUGUAACUCUGCUCGUUGAUGAUCUCAAAGCAAAGUUGGAUGAUUUGAGGAUUCCUAACCCUGACGAGCUACCAUCGAAGGCCGAAGUCGAGCAACUUACUGGACUGAUCCACGACUUCCGCGAUAGUCAUGACAAGCUACGGGACACAUACGAGGAGGAUAUUAUGAAGACAGCCCGGAAUUUUGACGACCGGAAGCUGGAGGCUGAGGCUGCUGUGGAGAGCAUCGCAGAAGUCAAGACAGCCUUGGACGAGAUGAGGGCAGAGAUUAAAUCGACCCUCAUCGAGGGUAGCCCUCUAGAGAGCUUGCAGGAGUCCUUCAAGACACUAGAAGAGACCAUCGGUACCAACAACGUCACUGCAGACGUGAAGGAACUUAUGGAGACUGUUUCUAGGGAAUUUGAGCGCGCUCAUGGAUCCAUCGAAGGCCUGCAGAAUGACCAUUCUGAGAAGUCAGCACUCCACCUCGAAAAGCACGACGAGGUCAAAGUGGCCAUCAUUGCCGGCUUCACUGAGCAGCUUGACGACAAGUUCAAUGUUCUAAUGGCCAAGUAUGACGACGCUCAACUUUUGGCUGACGAGCAAGCUAGAGUGAUGAAGGAAAAGAGCGAGGAGCAGGAGAAGAUUCUGGAGAGCACCAAGACCAUGGCCGAUGAACUUCGCCUUACUAUUGAUACACUUGGCGCAUCCAUUGCGGGGAUGAACGAUCGGGUCGAGGAAGCUACUACAAAGUGGUCGACCGACUCUACCACCGUGUUUGGUAAGAUCGACGAGACUAUGGCGAAGUUCGAGGAGCAGAAGCUAGAUGAAAAAACGGAGCACUCCCAUACUCGCGACGAGAUUAAGAACGUUGAGACCAUUUUCACCAAUCUUCAGGACAACAUCACGGAGUACCAUCCCAAAUUCAUGGUAGCGCUGCGGGAGAUCGAGGCUUUAGUGAAGGCUCACUACGACCACGCCCAAAAAACGAAAGAGGAACACGAUGAGCAAACCCGAACCUGGAACGAGGAGGCUCAAAGCCGAUCCGAAGAAUUACAUGCUCACUUCGCAAACCUACCCAAGCUUCUACCGGCUCCGGCACCGACUAUCGAGCCCCAGGAAAAAUACGACGAUGCACCAGUUCAGGAGAAGCUUGACAAGCUUCUUGCCAUCGAACCGACAAAUACGUAUGACGAUGCUGUGGUUCAAGAGAAGCUUGACAAGCUCCUUGGUCAUGCUGAUGAGGCUGGCAAGGCAGUGAACCACCUUGAAAGGCUGGACGAGAUUCACGCUCAGGUCAAGAUCACUGCUGCUGAAGUGAGCGAGUUUGUUGCCAAGCAGACCCAACUCAUCACAGACGGUAAUGAGUCCAAGGAGCGGGAAGCGGAUGAGCUUGCCCUACUCAUCGAACGCAGGUCAACUCAGAAGGAUCAGCUAGAGAUAGACCUCGAGAGCUUGAGGGCCGAGAAAGCUGCUCAGAAGGAGCGGCUCGAUGCGGACAUUCAAGCUAUGAAGGCUGAAAAAGAGCAGGUUAUGCAGGAGUUGAAGGAAGAGAAGGAACGGGUCAUGGCAGAGCUCAAGGAAGAAAAGGAACAAGCCAUGCUUGAGAUCAAAGAAGAGAAGGACUCACUCUUAGUGGUUGUCGCAGCACUACAAGUGGAACGUGAGAACCUUGCGAACCAGAAGGUGCGCCUUACUGGUGAAGUGUCUUCUCUUCACACAGCUCUCGAGAUCCGACGGGAAGAGUUGCACUUCAUGGACGCUAAGGCUGAUGCCCUUGAGCGUCGAAUCCUGAACGGUAUCAUGGACCAUUCACGGGCUCUGAUGAUGGCCAAGGGGGGCUCCAAGAGUCCUACCAAAGUCAAAAAGCGUUUGGGAGCCGAUGUCCCUAACGACGACACCAAACUGAUGCCUCCUCCGAGCACGGCUGCCAACGGAAUUUCUCUCGCUCUGAAGCCUCGCCCUGCUAUUCGCCGCAAUGGCCAGCCUGCCAACCCAGCACAGCGUCGCAUUCUGUCGCUCAGCCAAAUCAGUGGCAACGCACCUACCGGGGCUCAGGCUUACCCUACUUCUGUUCCCCUAAUGAACACCAACAGUGGCUUGAAGCGCAGUCACUCCGUCAAGACAACAAAUUACGCGCGCAAAGGCUCAUGGGGUGGCCGCCCUAGCGGUGCCGUUGUAAACAAGGAGAACGGUCCGCUCCACGAAGAGGACGAGACCGAGACUGAGCACAACGCGCUAGCAACAAUCCCUCAAUCGAUCAUCGAAGAGGACAGGCAGAGCGAGACCGGAACUGAGCGCCGCUACAGCAUCGAUAGCCGCUCUUACGCUGAGAGCUACGCAGAGGGCGAGACGCCUGGCUACGACGGCCGCUCAAGCUUCGGUGGCACAGGUAGCGACUACACCUAUGCUUCUGGGUCAUCCUACAUGACUGGUAGCGACAUUGACCAUGAUCGCCGCACCUCAUACGGCUCCACAGCGGCCCGCUCCGCCGCCCAUGGCGAGGGGGAGGGCGAGGAAGAUAUCGAUGAGGACAUUGAACACUCUGAUGCCGAGCAAGCCGAAGAUGACGAGCCUACCGCAACUAUCAACCCAUCAGAAGUCUCCACUGCUACGGAGGGCAGUGAGAUUGUUAUGCCGACGCACUCAGAGAUUGAUCGUGCGGUCGAGGCAGUGAAGGCGGAGAUGAAGGAUAACUUCGCCGCGCCGAGCGAUUCUGGUGUUGGCACAGAUUUGCCGACUGCAGCGUUUGGAAAUGAGUCGGAGAUUGAUGCGGAUUACUUCCGUCGCGCAGCAGAGGAGGAGAGCACGGUUGGUUGAGCGGUGUGAGGGUGGGAUUUUGACUCGCCCUUUCGGGCAUUGGAGUGAGCAUUGGCGGCUUGUGUGAUCCGGGUGGAUUCGUAUAUUAUUGGUAUAAGAAGGCGUUUGUUUGAACAUACUUUAGGUCUUGGGGUUGGAGUUGGAGGGUAUCAGGUUCUUGGUGUUUUUCCUUUCCUUGGGCGGGAUAUUGGAUUGGAGUACACUUGCUAGUUUUGAUGUCGGUCGUCCGAUUAUGAUCAUGUUCUUAAUUGAAAUGAAGUUUUCUCGUUCUAACUUAUUUUGUUCCUCUACAUUCGUGUCUUGCGCUUUUCUAUGCAUAUUGGUAAACGUGAAAUGUGGCUGAGGUAG